AUUUGUGUGAAUCUUGUAAACUUCCUAAAAUAUUCCUCUUCUCGAAAUGUGGGUUUGUUUGUCGAUGAAGUAGAAGUAGAUGAAAAGGAAGAAACUUUGUGGGUUUAGAUUUUGAUUUAUUCGACUGCUAUGGCUUCCGUGAUGCUACUGUUUGUAGUGUUCGUCUUUGAUCUCAUAGCUUUUGGUCUUGCCGUUGCUGCGGAACAGCGAAGAACCACCUGGCAAGUUGUUAAUGAAUCAAGAGAUUCAAGCUACUGUGUCUAUGAGAAGGAUAUAGCAACGGGUCUCGGAAUAGGUUCUUUCUUGAUCUUACUAGCGAGUCAGCUCUUCAUGAUGGUGGCGAGCCGAUGCUUAUGCUGUGGAAGAGCCUUGACACCAAGUGGGUCUAGAUCCUGUGCUAUUCCUCUCUUCAUUACCACCUGGGUCUUCUUCUUCAUAGCAGAAGUGUGUUUAUUUGCGGGAUCUGUGCAAAACUCUUACCAUACAAAGUACCGUGUCUACCUUGGGAACACAGCUCCUUCUUGUCGAUCAGUAAGGAAAGGCGUGUUUGGUGCUGGAGCUGCGUUCAUAAUUCUCACAGGGAUUGUCUCCGAACUUUACUACGUGUGCUUGACACGGGCCAAAGACUUUGAGGUUCCUAAAGAUCCGGGUAUUCGUAUGAGUAGCUUGUAGAACUUACAGACACCCUCAUAGUUGAUUUAGAAUUAGAAAAGCUUUAGACCAUUGUUGUUGUGAUCAUAUUGUAUGAAUUAUAUGUGUACUUCUUCCAUGUCUAUGAGAAAUAGAUUCAGUUA
Messenger RNA from Brassica oleracea var. oleracea, 794 nucleotides. RefSeq lists its product as uncharacterized. NCBI's taxonomy places the organism in Eukaryota, Viridiplantae, Streptophyta, Magnoliopsida, Brassicales, Brassicaceae. The transcript is spliced from 3 exons. The coding region runs from base 130 to 672 and encodes 180 amino acids. The record is from RefSeq and is a predicted model, not a curated record.